Messenger RNA from Symbiodinium necroappetens, 1623 nucleotides. Lineage: Eukaryota; Dinophyceae; Suessiales; Symbiodiniaceae. The record is from the annotation of a GenBank genome assembly.
GCACCCCUGUGCUACCACUUCCUUCUGCUGAUUCGCGUGAAGGGUACCACCUUUCAGGCAUUCAUGGGUCAAAUGAACAUGGUGCCUGUGUUGGGCGAGUCUUUCAACCAGGUCUUUCCUUGUCUCAUCGUGCUUCUCUGCUGCUGCAAUAUCUUCAACGUGUAUUCACGUUUCUUGCAGUUCCUGACUCUCGGUAUCAUGGAUUUCGAUCUCGGUGCUGGAGCUGGUGGCGAUGACCCGCUGGGAGACGGAAAGCAACUCGUGGAUCGUGAGCGUCGUCGGCGUGCUGAGGAUGUUGAUCUUGAGCUUCAUGGCAGGGUGGCUCCUUUCUUUGCCUCAGCCGCGCCGGCGGGAGGUGUCUUCCUCAUUGUCAUUUCCAGCAAAGACUUCCAAUGGUUUCUUUGCAAGAGUCCUGUACAGUGUGAACAGCCGACCCAGAGACCACCUUUGCAAUUCUCAGAGAGGGACCCUCCUCUGCCAGAGUUCGUGCUUCACCUUGAUAGCUUGUUUGUGCUUGAUUUCGGAUUGUUUGCCCUGCGACGGUCCCAUGCUCAAGCAAAUGGACCGUGUGUUUCGCCUCCCGCUCUGCGCACGGCCGCCGCGAAGUGGCGAAGCCAAGCAACGCAGAGCUUGCUAGCUCCGUUCGGGCGUCCAGGCGACAAUUGGUUGAAUGCAUCGCCGACUUCGCCCGGACACAGAUUUCGGAUUGAACAGGCUGUGCAUCUCCGGUUCCGCUCCUGCGUUACAGGGCGAAACUGGAGCACACAAAACUUGCCCGGGGAUCGGGCGGGCCAGGAUAAGGUGGGCGGUAGCAGAUCGUCCACACCCGCGAAAGUGAAAUCGCGACUUGGUGGUCCGCACUCGCAGCUGGUUGGUCAACUUUCUUCAACUUUUGCCGCUCCUUUGGAAGAGUGCUGCACAUUGGAGAAUCUGCAUCGUGUUGCUCUCCAGAUAUCCGGGCGUGUUUCGACGCAUCGGAUGGCGUUUACAGCGCUGGCGACUGCAGUUUCUGGGCGGUGCGUGAGCAUGCUCCGGAGCGGUUUCUGGUCGAUGGAGGAAGCCGUGGCCGCGAUGCCUUUGUUGGGAGACCUCUGGCGCGCGGGCCUCUUGAAGGCACCCGGCACCGGCGACGCCGCCCGCGCCGCUGUAGCAAAGGCACUGGCGGUCCUGGUCUGUGGCCGCAAGGAGGGCCCAGGCUCGUUCUUGGGUCUCUCGAGACCUUCCUCCACGAGCAGCGGUUCGAGGGAGACUAUGGACCAGCGAUUGCGUCGAUGGUGCCGCAGCUGUGAGCUUUUCGAGGAUGCUGUAUCAAAGGAUCUCCUCACCAGAGAAGGUGGGACGUCCGUGCAGGAGCGGCUCUACGAGGAGCUAAAGCGAGCCUUGGCGGGAGCUCGAGAGCUCGAGCUACGAAAGGCCGCCGCACGGAUCAAGCUGGGCAGCGUCCCUCUUUGUCGUGGCUGUGGCCUCAUGGAGCGCCUUCGAAGGCGUCCCUUGACGGGUCCCUCGAACCCUGAUGUGAGUGAGACUGAAAACGCCGAGACGGACCAGCUGACGAAGGCGUGGCAAGCAGCAUCUGAAGCGGAAACCGUUGCUGCAGACACCAUUGCAGCAAUCACAUACGAG